This is a messenger RNA of Coprinopsis cinerea okayama7#130, 1584 nucleotides long. RefSeq names its product gamma-aminobutyric acid transporter. The transcript is spliced from 7 exons. Gene Ontology annotation, biological process: transmembrane transport. Bases 1 to 1584 code for a protein of 527 amino acids. Lineage: Eukaryota; Fungi; Basidiomycota; Agaricomycetes; Agaricales; Psathyrellaceae. Gene Ontology annotation, molecular function: transmembrane transporter activity. The record is from RefSeq and is a predicted model, not a curated record. Gene Ontology annotation, cellular component: membrane.
AUGUCGACUCACUCGAAAACCUCCAAUCCAGACGUCGAGGGCGUUAGGGACGCUCGUUCCAUCGACGAGGAUGAACUUCAAUUGCAACUUCAUCGUACAUGGAACAUCGUCGAGAGCUUUGCUGCAAGUUUCUGCGCGCUCAACUUCAUCGGUGGUGUCCGAACUGGCCUCUUCCUGGGCUUGCUCGCUGGCGGUCCAGCUGCCAUAUGGUCUUCGUACAUUGUUACCAUCUUCUUCAUGAUGAUCACAGCCUUCAUUUUGGCCGAAAUCUGCUCUGCCCUUCCUUUGAGCGGCUCCAUUUACAUCUGGGCAGCUGAAAGCGCCGGUCCAAAGUACGCUCGCUUCGUUGGCUUCAUCGUCGCCUUCUGGUCAUCGACGGCUUGGAUGACAUUCGCUGCUGGAAAUUGCCAGACGACUGCCAACUAUAUCCUGUCGCAACUCUCGGUAUGGGAGGUCGACUUUCCCGGUGGCGUCACGUCCGACAACAUCAAGUUCCGUGCUCUCACUUGGGCAUGCGCUGAAAUCAUCCUGAUCAUUGCCAUUGCCAUCAACUACCUGCCUCCUCGCCUCUACUCGAUGAUCUUCCGGGUUUCGAUGGGUCUCAUGCUUGUCGACUUCCUGUUGGUCGUCAUCUGGUUGCCCAUUGGUGUUUCCAACACCUAUGGAUUCCGGUCCGCGAAGGAUGUCUUCACCAUGACAUACAAUGGAACCGGCGCACCUGCAGGGUGGAAUUGGAUUCUUUCUUUCCUCUUCACUGCUGGUUGCAUGACGGGCUUCGACGCCUCUGGUCACAUUGCGGAAGAGACGAAGAAUGCUCGAGUCGUGGCUGGAAAGGGUAUCAUCAGUAGCGCUCUCGCAACUGGCCUUUGCGGUUUCGUCCUCACCAUCCUCCUGCUGUUCUGCACUCCCGACUUGGACGUCUUGUUCUCCCUCAAUGCUCCACAGCCAUUCGUCCAACUCUACGCCAUGGCGCUCGGAAAGAAGGGAAGCGCGUUCAUGACCGCCCUCGCCGCAUUCGGUCUCAUCUUGAAUACCAGUGUUGCCGUCGUUGCAGCAUCCCGCCUUGUCUUCGCUGUCGCCCGUGACGGUAUCCUCCCAGGCUCGAAAUGGGUCGGUGCAGUCGAUUCUCAAGGCCAACCCAAGAACGCCGUCACCGUCAUCUACAUCUUCGGUGCCAUCGUCCUCUGCACCAUCCUGCCCAGCGAAGUCGCCUUCUAUUCCCUCAUCUCGGCUGGAGGUGUCCCCACCAUCGCAGCAUACGGCCUGAUCGCCCUCCUCCGACUCACGAUGACGCCCGACGCUUUCAAGGGAUCCUACUUCUACCUCAAGGGUUUCAGGAAGCCAUUUUAUGCCGUCGCUGUUGUCUGGAAUGGUCUCAUCGUCUGCGUCAUGUUGUCGCCUUUCUUCUUCCCCGUCACCGCAGAAGUCUUCAAUUUUGCUUGUGUCAUCUUCGGUACCUCGACCAUUCUCGGUAUCACCGCCUGGUACUUCACCCCCGAAGACAAGUGGCUCAGCCGGGAACAGGUCCUCGAAAUCUUCGAGACCGCCAACGCUGUUGAUAGCAACAGUUCCGUUUCAUCUUAA